This is a messenger RNA of Saccostrea cuccullata (small rock oyster), 1150 nucleotides long. RefSeq lists its product as uncharacterized. Gene Ontology annotation, cellular component: lysosome; extracellular region. The transcript is spliced from 6 exons. The record is from RefSeq and is a predicted model, not a curated record. Gene Ontology annotation, biological process: cell-matrix adhesion. NCBI's taxonomy places the organism in Eukaryota, Metazoa, Mollusca, Bivalvia, Ostreida, Ostreidae. Gene Ontology annotation, molecular function: calcium ion binding. Bases 38 to 655 code for a protein of 205 amino acids.
GCGUGCGGUUAGUAUCCCAUCAUAUGAAACUUCUAAAAUGACAGUUUUUUCCAUGCUCCUGUUUGUCGGUCUGUCCGUCUCCCUGAUCCCUGGGACUGUCCCUCAGUGCUGUCCACCCCUACAAUUCCAGACCAAUAUCGACAAGUUUACAUCGUUUUCAACCUUCAAGACAUUGAUGUAUUCGUAUGACGCUAAGUCUCGGAAGUUAGCAGUUCAUGUCGUGGCUGAAUCCAAGGAAGACGAAUACGACCUAAUAAAUGAUUAUGCAGCUAAUAAAUCCUACGAAUGGGCAAAAGGAUGGUGCCAUGUAACACCGACAGGUCCCUUCAACCAAACCUGCGUCCCAGCUGGGGCCAAAUUAUUCCGACAAUCUCACGUAGGAGUAUCCCCGAACACAAUUAAGGUAGAUACAUACAAAUUUAUGAAGAGCAGAUUCACAAAACUUUUCACCAUGGGACCAAAUUGUACUCCUGUAGAGUUAGUCCAAACAACCCCAAAGACUCCCCACCCAGCUGAGCAAUAUAUGUGGAUGUUCUACAACAUGACUAUGGGAAUUCAGGAUGCUUCCAUCUUUACACCACCCAAAAUCUGUUUUAAAACGGAAACAAGAGUGGAUAAAAGACCAGCUGAUUUACCUCAUCUCACACAGUUUUAAGGAAAAAAAAAUCAAAAUUCACCACCUACAAUCGAUUACCAGAAACUAGUUUGGUAACAAGUUUAUCGCUCUUCUCUCAUGGAUCUCUACAUAAGUGACAAUUCUCAAACGGGACGUAAAACGACAGAUAAUUAAUCAUUAUUAUGAGAGAAAAGGAAAGCUGGUCUUCUUCAUGUACUAUAUAUUCCUUAUUCUUAUUCUCAUCAUUUUUAUAUUUUAAAAUAUAUUUCUUAUUCUCAUCAAUGGAAUUAUUUUAAAACAUAUUUAUAGUUGCUCUUUGUUGUAUGUUUGUUUGAAUGAAUAACAAAAAUUUAAAAAUAUACUUUUAGCAUUGUUAGAACUGGAAAGUGAAAAAAAAAUCACCGUUCAAUUUAUUUUGGAAGGGAAUACUCACAAUUAUAUUUAAGGUAUCAUAUACAUGUAUUUUGUCUCCAACACUUAUUUAUAUAGUUUUUAAAAAUCUUUGUUUGAAAAAUAAAACGUCCAUGCAAUAAA